Molecule: messenger RNA, 648 nt
Organism: Rubroshorea leprosula
Lineage: Eukaryota; Viridiplantae; Streptophyta; Magnoliopsida; Malvales; Dipterocarpaceae
Source: the annotation of a GenBank genome assembly
AUUUCAAGUAUUGAUUGAUUUUCUCCUUUUCGUUUUGAAUGUUUAUAGCUACAAUAAAGGCGAAGAAGGCUGAGACAGAUAUACAGUUGCAGAUCAAACAAGCUGAAGCAGAAAUGCAAUUGCAGAUAAAACGAGCUGAAGCAGAUGUAGAGUCUAAGUGCCUGUCAGGGGUUGGCGUUGCUAAGCAGCGCAAGGCAAUUAUUGAUGGACUGAGGGACAGUGUGCAUGCCUUCACCGAACAUGUUCCUGGAACAACAGGCAAGGAUGUGAUGGAUAUGGAGCUCGUGACUCAAUAUUUAGACACCAUUAAGGAGAUUGGUACAUCCUCAAAGGCUUCACAUGUCUUCCUCCUGCAUGGUCCUGACGCGGUGAAGGACAUGUCAGUAAAGCUUCGCGAUGACCUUCUUCAAGGCAAAGUUACUGUAAAGGAAACGUUGCUAAACAAGUAGAGGGAAGAAGGCUCUCAAUUCAUUGAUUUGAGAAAUCAGAAAUGGUUGGCAGUUGGCAGCAGUAGGAUUUUAUCUUCUGUUUUACUGAAUAAUUUGAGACCGUUUAUGACAUUGCUUGAUUUCUAUUAUAGGAUUUGGAAUAUCAUAUUAGAAUGCUGCUGCUUGUUGAUAAACAACUCAAUUAAGGAAUUAUUGUUGU